Messenger RNA from Monodelphis domestica (gray short-tailed opossum), 3532 nucleotides. RefSeq names its product neuromedin U receptor 1 (gene NMUR1). The record is from RefSeq and is a predicted model, not a curated record. Gene Ontology annotation, molecular function: neuromedin U receptor activity. Gene Ontology annotation, biological process: neuropeptide signaling pathway. Gene Ontology annotation, cellular component: plasma membrane. NCBI's taxonomy places the organism in Eukaryota, Metazoa, Chordata, Mammalia, Didelphimorphia, Didelphidae.
UGGCUGCCCAGAACCCGGAGCCUGAGUCAGGCAGAGGCUGGCUGCGAUGAAGGGACUUGGCCAGGGUCACUCAGAGACCCCAGAGGCCGUCCCUGUCCAGCCCGACCCUCCUUUUACAGAGGAGGAAACUGAGGCUCGGGGACGUGACCUCCUCUGCCCAAGGCCACCCAGGGAGCAGACGGCAGGGCCGAGAUUCGAACCCAGGUUCCGGCUCCCGACCCCUCCCUUCUCCACAGGCCUCGCUCAGCGGCUCUCACCCCGCCAUGGCCGUGUCUGCGGCCGGCCCGGGCAGCCCCCCGCUCUGUAACGGGAGCGGCGACGGCGGGGACCCCUUUGACCCCGAGGACUGGAACCUGACGGCGGAGGAGCUGCGGCUCAAGUACCUGGGCCCCCCGCAGAGCGCGCUCUUCGCGCCCAUCUGCGCCGCCUACGCGCUGAUCUUCGCAGUGGGCGCGGCCGGCAACGCCCUCACGUGCCUGGUCAUCACGCGGCACCGCGCCCUGCGCACUGCCACCAACCUCUACCUGCUCAGCCUGGCCGCGGCCGACCUGCUGCUGCUGCUGCUGGGGAUGCCGCUGGAGCUGUACGAGCUGCGCCACAACUACCCCUUCCCGCUGGGCGCCGGCGGCUGCCUCUUCCGCACGCUGCUCUUCGAGGCCGUGUGCCUGGCCUCCGUGCUCACCGUCACCGCGCUGGGCGUGGAGCGCUACGUGGCCGUGGCGCACCCGCUGCGCGCCCGCGCGCUGCUCACGAGGGCGCGCGCCCGCCGGGUCAUCGGCGGCGUGUGGGCCGCGGCGCUGCUCUGCGCGCUGCCCAACACCAGCCUGCACGGCAUCCGCGAGCUGGAGGUGCCGGGCCGCGGCGUGGUGCCGCACUCGGCCCUCUGCACCCUGGUGCGCCCGCGGCCCCUCUACCGCCUCGUCGUGCACGCCACGGCCCUGCUCUUCUUUGGCCUGCCCAUGGCCGUCCUGGGCACCCUCUACCUGCUCAUCGGCCUGCGGCUGCGAAGGGAGCGAAGGGAGCGGCGCCUCUGGGCCCCGGGGAGGCCCCUGCCGGCCCAGCGGCACCCCCGGGGCCGCGUGACCAAGAUGCUGUUUGUGCUGGUCGUGGUGUUCGGGGUCUGCUGGGCCCCGUUCCACGUGGACCGCCUCAUGUGGAGCUGCGUGUCCCACUGGACGGAGGAGCUGCUGCAGGCCUUCGAGUACGUGCACGUGGCGUCGGGCAUCUUCUUCUACCUGAGCUCGGCCGCCAACCCCGUGCUCUACAGCCUUCUGUCCAGCCGCUUCCGAGAAGCUUUCCGCCGGGCCCUGGGCCUGCCGGGGGGGAGGAGGCCCCAGGCCGGGCUGCCUCUGCUCCCUCAUCUGCCCCAAGCCCGCCCCUGAAGAAGGGGCCCGGCAGGGACCCCGAGCUCUCCCGGCUAGAGACGGAAGAAGAGGUCGGUGGUCCUCCGGGCCAACCUCUCAUAGAGGAGGAGGAAGGAAGAGAAGGAAGCGGGCAUCAGGCACUACUGUGUGCCAGGUACUUUGCAAGGUCUUCGGAACAACCGCGGGGGCAGAUGCUUUUCUGACCCCCAUUUUACAGAUGAAGAAACUGAGGCAGGCAGUGAGAUGACGUGACUUGCCCAGGGUCACAGAGCUGGUGGGUGUCCAUCAGGUCCUCUGUGCGCCUCCCAGCUGCUGUGUGGACAGUCCAUUCCAUUAAGGAUUAAGGGUCAGCCCAUCCCCGGACCCCUUUUUCGCUCUUCCCCGGGCGUCCUUGCCCACAGAGCGCCCCCCCCCCCGUUCUCCUGGUGCCGAUGGGCACAUGUUCAGGCCAGAGAUCUCGGGGUGCCCUUUUCAGCCCAGACAAGACAGAGGCGGCGAGCUGAGGCGGCCUCAGGGCGGGGGUCCAACACGAAGGACCGGGAAUAUCUUCUAGAGGAAGGCAGGAUGCUAGCCAGGAGCCGGAGAGGAGGCAGGAGGCACAGCCGGGGAAGGUGCCCAGAGGUGGGAGAUGGAGGCUCCUGAGCCAGGAGCAGCCAGGAGAGCUGUGUCACUGGAUGGAAGAGCACAUAGUGGGCGUGGGAAGACCCACUGAAAAGGACACAACACAGAAACGAGACAUCAUUCAUUGUGGGUUCACUUGAGGCCAAUGGCCAACCCUGGAAAUCGCCGGAGGGGAAGUGUCUGGGGGCUUUCCACUGCAUCUCAGACAGUCUAGCUCCCAGUCCCCUCACCAGCCCCGGCUCAAGGGGUUCUCACUUUUGGGGGGACCUCCUAAAAUGGGGAGGAGACUGAAGCCUCACCAUAAACAUUUACUUCUAGUAACGUGUCCAAGACCAAAUUAGCAUCGCUGCUGACAUGUAGCAGUAAGGACGGAUAGUGAGCUUGGAGGCCACUAAGAUCCCCAGAUCUUUGGUGGUACAGUGGAAAGAGAGCUGGGGCUGGAGUCAGGAAGAUCAGAGUGCAAAUCCAGCCUCAGGUACUUAUUAGCGAGGUGACCCUGGGCAAGUCACUUUAUCCUGCUUGCCUCAGUUUCUUCAUCUGUAAAAUGAGCUGGAGAGGGAAAUAGUAAACCACUCCAGUAUCUUUGCCAGGAAAACCCCAAAUGGGGAAAUGACUGUGACAACAACAAAAUCGUCUAGCUGUGUCUCUCUCUUCCCCCAUUCUGCGUGUUUCUGCAGUGGAUGUUUCGCACCUGUAAGGAAUUCAAUUUUAUAGUUGGCCUAAAUAUAUAAGAAUUCUAAGAUAAUAGUGUGGUCGCCAAUUUAAAAAUUAAUACAGCCCAAGUCAAAUCGACUUUUAGCAGCUUUGUUUACAAAGAGGUAGGACAAGUGAAAGCAGAGAAAUGUGGAAGAGGGUAGAGUAAGAAGACCAGCUUAUCACCCUAAAUGUUGCUCCAGUCUCCUGCUCAACCCUUGCAAGGCUAGUUUAACCCCUGAGCCAAAGGACUUGGCGGUGAAUUAAGCAAGGGCUCAACCCACAAGGCCCCCUCCAAGAAGGGGAGGCCUCUCUGGAGCUAAUCUCUCCAGAAGCCAGGAAAGGGGGGUCAGUUUAGGCCUCCUCCAAGAAGGGGAGGCUUUUCUGGAGCUAAUCUCUCCAGAAGCCAGGAAAGUAGGGUCAGUUUAGGCCUCCUCCAAGAUGGGGAGACUUCUGGAGCUAAUCUCUCCAGAAGCCAGGAAAGGAGGGUCAGCUUCUCCCUCCCCUGGGCGAAGCUCCAAAGGGAGGAGAUCCAGGAGCCAUCUUGCCAGAGGCAGUCCAAGAGCCACAGUCCCAGGACCAAGUGAAGCCAAAGACUGAACAAAGUCUCCUGAAGGAGAUCAUCUAACCUGAAAAUUCAGGACGAAGACCUCUUGCCCAGGAAGUUCCUCAUCUUUUAUAGUCCUUUUCCCGCAUCACUUCCUGUCCCUUCCUCCACUUUAUGGGGACCAAUUGCAGUCUUAACAUUUGCUUCUGGAGUUGUCACCCACUUUAUAAGUGGCUUGAGGACCUCCCCUACUUAGUGUUAAGUGGGGUGUCUAUGCUUUUGGUUGAUUAAAUUUAAAAGCAGGCAA